UCUCUACUUUACUUGUCGAGUUCCUGUCUCUCUAUCUGGAUUCUGGAGUGUAGCAGAGGAGGAGGAGAAGGAGAAGAAGCCGAAGAAACCCCAAAAGGCGAAAACCCUAGAACACUCCCUCUCCCUCUCUCUCUGUGUCUAUGUGUGUGUUGGAGCUGAUUCUGCAGGCCAGAAGGAGAGAAGAAGCACAUAAGCUCAAAACCCCGAACUCUUGAACCCUACGAAGUUCAAAACCCCUAUCUUCAAAUGCCGAAACAAGAACACAUCUUACCCUCUUGCCUCUUCAUCUCUCUGAGUCUUUUAAUGCUUGCAUCCCUAGUGAACACCAAAUCAACGAUCGAGCCAUGUUCCAACUCCAAUUCCUGCAACUCCCUUGUAGGUUACACUCUUUACACGGACCUCAAAGUCUCGGAAGUUGCUGCUCUCUUCCAGAUUGAUCCCGUUUCUCUUCUAACCGCUAAUUCCAUUGACAUCUCCUAUCCAGAUGUCGAAAACCACAUCCUACCAGCUCGAUUGUUCCUUAAGGUCCCGAUCACCUGCUCUUGCGCUGAUGGUAUCCGAAAAUCAGUCGCUACACGUUACAAGACUCGUCCUUCUGAUACUCUCGCCGGCAUUGCUGAUAAUGUCUACUCUGGCCUUGUGUCUGCUGACCAGAUCAGAGAGGCAAACUCGAUUUCUGAUCCUACUGUGCUCGAUGUUGGGCAAACUCUUUUUGUUCCUCUCCCCUGUACUUGCUUCAAUAAUACCGAUAACUUCCUUCCUGCGAUCUAUAUGUCUUAUGUGGUGAGACCCGUGGAUACAUUGGCAGGAAUCGCUGCUCGAUAUGCUACUACGAUCACGGAUCUUAUGAAUGUGAAUGCCUUGGGGAGCUCUUCCAUUAAGCCUGGUGACAUUCUUGCUGUUCCUAUACCUGUUUCCGAGAUUUGCAUCAGAUUUUGGCUUGAUUGUGCCAAAUGGGAGCUAUGCCAUUACGGCAAGUCACUGUGUGCAAUGCAGUUGUGGGCUUGGGAAUCUAAAUUUAUACUGUACGCCAGCUUCUUUGGCAGUUUCUUGUUCAAGUAUGCAAUGCAGAAAUAGUGUAUUCACACUUGGAAAUGUUACAGCACAAUCUACCAGUGCUGGUUGCAAGGUUACAUCAUGUGCUUAUGAUGGCUUUGUGAAUGGCACCAUUUGGACAACGUUGUCGACGUCCCUUCAACCUCGAUGCCCAGGGCCGCAUCAAUUUCCUCAGCUAAUAGCCCCGCCCUCUGGUACGAUCACAGAUUCUGUAUUGGCUCCAGCGCCUGGACCUUCUCAAGCAGGUGGUGUAGGCCCAACAACACCCAAGUCUUCAACUGUGCCAGGAACUGGGUUGCUUCCUAGUUCAUCUCCAGCCAAUGGUCCUAUUGGAAGUACAUCUGAUGCUUUUCUCUUGAGAAAUCCUUUGUCUAGUUUUGCAAGGGCAACAAUUUUUUGUCUUUUUAUCAAAUUGAUGGUGUUGAUGGCAUUGUAAUCGUUUUCUCACUGAAUACAUGGCUAGAAGAUGGGAUUUUCUUGGCAGUUGCUUCAUAAUUGGUUGGGCCUACUUGUUGUAUUUGCGUUCUCCACUUUUCUUUUGUUGAAAAAUAUAUUGCCAGGCUAAUUUUUCUGGAUGUAUCUGACCGAACAGGGAAUUUUGUACUUCUGCUCUUCUAGAAUUGUGUUUUUGGUUAAUGCCUUUACUCUGUAGCCUUUUCCCUGGAUGGUUGCCCUUCUUGUAAUUUAUUUUCUUGAUCAUUCAGAUUUUAAAAGCAGAAUUUUUCGGUUGCUGGUUAUGCAGUUAAA
This is a messenger RNA of Macadamia integrifolia, 1803 nucleotides long. RefSeq names its product lysM domain-containing GPI-anchored protein 1. NCBI's taxonomy places the organism in Eukaryota, Viridiplantae, Streptophyta, Magnoliopsida, Proteales, Proteaceae. The record is from RefSeq and is a predicted model, not a curated record.